AAACCAUUUAUCAUUUUGUAGUGAAAAAUUCACAUUUCUUCUCUAAUCUUCCUCGGAAUCACAGCGGUAAAACUUGUGUCUGUUCUUAAAUCAAUGAAAGUCGCAGAAGGGCGCACUUUCCAAUCUGAGCCACAAGUUGCCGAACAAACCGAACCCUCAUCCUCAGAAUCACGAUGCGGCUACAGUUGCAAUUUCUCCGCCACAACAUCGCCUUAUCACCGUCGCCAUCGUCAGUACCCGCCACCUUCUUCACUUCAACUCCUCCAAUUUCGUACAGUUGGCAAUUGAGAGUCAGGACACCGAAGCUGACGCUGCCGCCGCUCGAAUCGCGGAGACCGAAACUCGUAGUUUCGGCAACGGCAGCUCCAGAUAAUCGGCCUCUGGAUCUGACGGAGGAUAACGUGAGACAGGCACUGGAUGACGCUCGUGCGGAGCUCGCACAGAUCUUCGACGCCUCCGUCGGCAUUACAGGAGUGGUGGAAUUGGCGGAAUUAGAUGGACCAUUUGUGAAGAUUAGUCUUAAAGGUCGAUUUUGGCAUAAACGUUCCACAGUUGUAGCUCGGGUGGGCAAUUAUUUGAAGCAGAGAAUCCCUGAGAUUUUGGAGGUUGAAAUAGAAGACGAGAGUCAAUUGGAUGAUAGUCCUGCAAGCUUUUAAUCACCCAGAAACUGAGUAGCUACCAUAUUGGUAUGAACCAUGAACCCACCCAACAUACAAAUUUUAUUGUUCUUCAUAGCUUAUUGGUGUUUAUGCUUGUUUUAUGGGGAAAGCAUAUGACUUAACCCAAGUUGAUAUUUGUUUUGAUUGCUUAAACACACAAUGAUCUAAUCAUCCAACUAAUACAAAAUUAGGACAUUAAUCAUUAAA
Molecule: messenger RNA, 866 nt
Organism: Cucurbita moschata (crookneck pumpkin)
Lineage: Eukaryota; Viridiplantae; Streptophyta; Magnoliopsida; Cucurbitales; Cucurbitaceae
Exons: 3
Coding region: 174-656 (160 amino acids)
Source: RefSeq, a predicted model, not a curated record